AUGUCGCUGAAUUGUUUUUACGAUAUCGCUUUGAAUACAACGAAAAAAGUUAGUUUUUUCGCCUUUUUUGGUUGAGAAUUCAAUGUUUCAGGUUCCGAUACUUGUUGCUUGCCAUAAACAAGACCUCACUUUGGCGAAAUCCGAACAGGUCGGUUUUAAAUUAAGUAAAAAAACUUCCAGAGACCUUUUAAAAAUAUUUAAAAAUAGGAUGAAUGUAAAGAAGAAACGAUAUUCGAAAAAAAUGAAAUUUCCAAUUUUUCGCUAUAAAUAUUGUACGAUUUUCUGAGCCUAGAAACUUUUUUUACUGGAAGUUUUAAUUUCGAUCUUCUUUUUUUAAUUUUUUUAUUGGAUUAAAAAGUUUUUUUUGCUCUUUUAGAUUAACUUUUAUCAAUCCUAGGAAUUCCAGUGUGAGCUCUGUAGGGAUUAGGAGAGAAUAAACCCCUAUAGGGGUCGAAAAAGUGGUCCCUAUAGGGGCUUAGAGUCAACAAGCCCCUAAAGCUCAAGCGGACCCUAUAGGGGUCUUUCGAUUUCCUUUCAAAAGCUUAUUUAUCCAGUUUUUCACAUAGAAAUACUUAUUCGCUUAGAGUUCAUAAAAAUAUCGACUAGUUCCCUUCAGGGGCCACUAACUGAAACUCCUAUAGGAAUCUUUUCUGCAAGCUUAAGUGGCCCCUAAAGAGGUUAAUAAAGUCGUCCCUAGAGAAGACCCUCCUUUUUCCUACAAAAAUAUAUACCUUUAUGUUUUUUUUUUUCAAUUGGGUAAAGUUUUCCUUUAUUUAUUUCUUGUUAUAGCCUAUUCCGCGCCAGCUUGUCACGUUUUUCGAAAGACCGUAUACCAAAUUAGAUCGAAUUUCUGUUUUUAUAACGGCAAGAAACAAAGGUCUUGAAGCGAAGUUGGUCAAAUUUGACCUGGCCUUUUGGCGGAAAGAAAAACGUGACAAGUUGGCGCGGAAUCAGUGAUUCUAUACACUUUUCCCUCAUAUUUACCCAUUUCCAGGUGAUCCGGUCGACUUUGGAAAAGGAAAUCGGUUUGGUGAAUAAAUCGCGAUCGGCGGCCCUUAAGGGAACCGACGGAGACGAAUCCAGGAAUGCCACCCUCACUGAAACGGGAACCGACUUUAUUUGGACCGAUUUGUCCGGGUUUGUCUCCAUUUUGAACUAAUCUUUCUUUGUGGAGUUAGGUUAUGAAAUACAGUCAGAAGUGUAUCUUUUACAACACCCAGAUGGUCAAAAUUCAAAAUUUUAAUGGGAAAAAUGAAAUAAGCUCUUUAUAACCGCUUUUUUUCUAUUUUUUCAAAGGAAAAAUUUCAUCUUUCCUCGUGAAAGUGAGGUCAUGAAAAUCAGGCAGAAGUGUAUUUUUUUUCUUUUUUAAUGUAAAACAAGCUCUUUAAAUCGGGUUUUUUUCUAUUUUUCACAUGGUUAGGACGUUUAUUUUCAAGUAUUCUGUCAUGUAUAUUACUCUAAAAAUUUCUUCGAUUUUUUUCACCUAGUUUUUUUUCUUUCUUGCGAUUUCAUUUUCGCACUCAUGAAAAAAAUCGAAUUCUUGCUACUCCAUUCUUUUCAAAAAAGAUUCUCAAAGUAAUAUUUUUUUGAUUCGUCAACGAGAAGCUUACACGAAAAAUCCUUCUAAAAACUCCCGUCAUUUCAAAAAAUUAUCAAGAUUUCCGGGUUUUCCGCCCUUUGACUAUCGCGUCUUUUCGGAGAACAAACUCUUUUUCUAGACACUCUCUAUUCAUUUUUAACCAAGUUGAAAUUGAGAAUUUCAAAAAUCCACAGAUAAUGAAAUCAAACUUGAGUAGACUUCUUUGAAAAAAAAUUCUUGAAGCCGAAAACAAGGCGAGAAUAAUACUUCGAGAUUGCUUCUCAGAGGGUCACAAGGGCAAAUUUACCUAUUUUGUCUCUAGUUUGCUCAUCAGGAAUCGGAAAAAUCAUCAUUUUUGCACGAAUUUCGUUCAUGUUUAAAUAAACGUAUAAAUUUUUUUAAACUGCGAAAAAAAUCGCAUGAGUAAAAAGUGUUGGAAGGAACAUUUUCUCUAUAAAUUUUGGGAUUUUUUGAAAAAAUCUUUUGAUUAAGGUAAAAUUGACAGAUUGAAGCAUCUAAAGGCUUCUUUGGAAUUUGUCGAUUAUCUAGUUUAAAUCAAAAAAUGAAGGCUUUUCAAAGGGUCAUGAGAUUUGUCCAUUUCGUCUCUAGUUUGCUUCAUAGACUGUACAGGCUUUUGGAAGAUUAUUUUAUUGCCAAGAAUCAUUACGAAUCGAUAGGAGGCAGAGUAUGAUGAAGUUGAAUAGAAGUUUCUCCUGACAAAAAUUAGAUAUUUAUAAUUUAUUAUACUCGAAAUUUUAUUUCAUAUGUAGUUUUCUGUUUAGCCCCAGUUGUGGUGAAAAACUUUUGUAAUAUCUUUUUUGCAUCUAUAUCCUAUUAUAAUAACUUUUUUCCACAAAUUUUAACAAUCUUUGGCUAGAAGAUGAUUGCCUUUUUUGCUUAAAUACAGUAAAAAUCGAGUUGGAAUCCGAUUCUUCUUCUUUUUAUUCUUCCUGCGCCUUUGUACCGCUUGAUCGUCGCCCAAAGUCGAUUAGCAGAGGUCCUAUCCUGAUAUCAGUGAACUGGCUUCAGUGACAUAUCCGUCAAUGCGUGUGACGGCUGGAGAUUUUUGAAGCCGUGGUCACUAAGAAUAACUGCCGAGAUAAACGCGAGACACUGGCGGUACAUUGACGAGCUCGCAAACAUCUCGCUUUUUUUCUCGCGCCGGUCUCGCAUUUUUCUGGGCGCGAGCUCGCAUUUUUCUAGGCGCGAGCUCGCAUUUCUCUCGCAAUUUGAAAAUUUCCGAAAUGCGAGAUAAAUGCGAGAUGGCGCCAAGAAAAAUGCGAGGUCGCGCCGAGAGAAAUGCGGGAUCGCGCCUAGAAAAAAGCGAGAUGUUUGCGAGUUCGUCAAUGUACCGCCACCGACCUCGCGUUUAUCUCGUCAGUUAUUCUUAGUGGUUUCCCACUACCAACAUUUCUUAAACCCCUUGGUUGGGUCGGGGAUCGAACUUGUGACCCUGUGGACCGUAGGCAGGCAUACAACCUGUUGCGCUACGACGCACCGUGUUGAAUUCCGAUUAAACCCCUAAAAUUUUCAACGAGUCGGCUUUAAGUACGAAGUUUCUACAAAUAUCCCCUUUUCCAGAAGAAAAAUCGAUUUCGCGACGUCGGCGGCGUUCGAUGGAGCUGAUGUCGGCAUCGACGCGAUCCGAAGUUUUGUCCGCGAUUAA
Messenger RNA from Caenorhabditis auriculariae, 3245 nucleotides. The record is from the annotation of a GenBank genome assembly. Lineage: Eukaryota; Metazoa; Nematoda; Chromadorea; Rhabditida; Rhabditidae.